AUGUCCUCGCAACAAACAGAGGUGUUUCCGCCUCUUGCAUCCAGGCCUCCCCCUGUGACGCGUUUGAGCAGUUCGAACAGAAUUGGCACGCGACGACGAAAGAGCUCAAGUUUGGGCGGUGACCCACGAGGAGAUACUGGAGCGACGGCACUGGCGACCAAAGAUAUAGCACAUGGAAAGCCGUCGCCUCCGGACACUCCGACCCAUGGCAAAGCAGGAAGAAGUUCAAAACGGCGCAAAGCAAAGAGCUUGUUCAAGCGCUGGGUGCGAAUGUCGCUCAGGCACACCUGGGUCAAUCCACUCAUUCUAGUGCUGAUCAUAUUGAGCGCGUACUUUGUCAAUCCCGGAAAACACAAUCCUCUGCACCCUGCGAUCUUCCUGUCCUACCCGAACCCUCCGCUGAACGAAAGAACGAACACUUUACCCGCGCAUUUGGGAGACCCGGUCCAAUAUGGCAAAGGUCCUAAAGAUUUCGCCUUCGUCGCCUUCUACACCAUCGUAUUCUCCUUCACGCGCGAGUUCCUCAUGCAGCGACUUAUUCGACCGAUCGCUAUUUACUGCGGGAUCAGAAAUAGAGGGAAGCAGAGUCGUUUCAUGGAGCAAUUCUACACCGCAAUAUACUUUGCCAUAUUCGGACCAUUUGGGCUCUACGUCAUGAGCAGGACUCCGGUGUGGUUCUUCAACAUCCCGGGCAUGUACGAAGAGUUUCCGCACCGCUCGCAUGAGGCUGUCUUCAAGGCUUACUAUCUGCUGCAAGCAUCGUACUGGGCACAGCAGGGCAUCGUGCUUCUCUUACAGCUAGAGAAGCCGAGAAAGGACUUCAAAGAGCUUGUGAUGCACCACAUUGUGACACUUGCUCUGAUCGGUCUGAGCUAUCGAUUCCAUUUCACAUACAUUGGAGUGGCCGUUUACGUGACCAUGGACAUUUCCGACUUCUUCUUGGCGACUUCGAAGAUCUCUAAUUACCUUAAUUGGUACUUUACACCACCAUACUUCUUCACGUUCAUCUGCGUAUGGGCAUACUGUCGACACUACCAAAAUCUCAGGAUUCUCGCAUCUCUGCUGCCGAAUGGGGAAUUCGCGACAGUAGGAUCAUACGAGCUGAACUGGGAAAGUCAGCAAUAUAAGUGCUGGAUUUCGCAGACGAUCACAUUCGGUCUGCUGGCAGCUCUGCAGGCUGUGAAUGUGUUCUGGUUCGUCCUCAUCAUCCGAAUUCUGGUGCGAUUCUUGCGCACGGGCGAGGAGAAAGACGAACGCAGUGAGGACGAGGAGGAGACGGAGUGUGAUCCAAUUGAACAGGGUGCCAGCAGCAGCGGAUUCGCAGUUCAGCCUCAGGUCCAGCUCAAUGGAGAGCCGGUGGAGGCAGCGGGAACGGGCAUUGACGGAAAGGCGGCGAAGGAGUUGAGGAAACGAUAA
Pseudocercospora fijiensis CIRAD86 is the source of this 1416-nucleotide messenger RNA. RefSeq lists its product as uncharacterized. The transcript has 2 exons. Gene Ontology annotation, cellular component: membrane. Bases 1 to 1416 code for a protein of 471 amino acids. Gene Ontology annotation, molecular function: sphingosine N-acyltransferase activity. Gene Ontology annotation, biological process: ceramide biosynthetic process. The record is from RefSeq and is a predicted model, not a curated record. Lineage: Eukaryota; Fungi; Ascomycota; Dothideomycetes; Mycosphaerellales; Mycosphaerellaceae.